This is a messenger RNA of Fusarium coffeatum, 951 nucleotides long. RefSeq lists its product as uncharacterized. Gene Ontology annotation, biological process: exocytosis. Gene Ontology annotation, molecular function: guanyl-nucleotide exchange factor activity. The transcript has a single exon. NCBI's taxonomy places the organism in Eukaryota, Fungi, Ascomycota, Sordariomycetes, Hypocreales, Nectriaceae. Bases 1 to 951 code for a protein of 316 amino acids. Gene Ontology annotation, cellular component: Golgi to plasma membrane transport vesicle; cell tip. The record is from RefSeq and is a predicted model, not a curated record.
AUGGCAGCGCCUACUCUCUCCGCCGAUUCCACGCCAUGCUGCCCAGGCUGCGGCUACUCUUUACCUCUCGAUCACAGCCAGGUUCAACUACUUGAGGCGCAAGCCCGUAUCGAAGACCUCGAGAAUCAGGUCCGUCUACUCAAUGAAAAGGCUACAGCCGCUGUCGAUCGAUGGGCCGACUACGAAGACGAACUCUCCAACCUACGAGCCCAGCUCCCUUCCUCGGCCGCAGCGCAAAAGCAGACUCCCGCUACUCCUACAAAUGCUCGCAUGUCAUUUCUCCAGAGCGGCACCAGUCGACUCUCGUCAUUCCUCUCUCCUCGCAAAUUUCACGACCUUCCCCAAAUCGACACCAAUCCCUCCCGACCUCCCAAUGUACGCUCCAUAAGCAGCCAGUCGCACCGCCAGCAGCAACAAUCACAAGCCCAAGCACCGCCAUCGCCUUCAGCUGAAGAUCUUCUCGAAGCACUAAACCGGGAACAGUCCCUUCGAAAGGAAGCUGAAGGCAAAGUUGCUGCCACGAGCCAGGAAGUUGAAGAGCUCAGUGCUGCUCUUUUUGAGGAGGCGAACAAAAUGGUCGCUGAAGAAAGACGGGCACGUGCUAAGUUGGAGCAGCGGGUAGAUGAGCUCGAGCGAAGAGACAUGGAGAAGCGAAGAAGACUGGAGAAGCUAGAAGGAGCCAUGUCUCGGAUCGAGCGGGUGAGACUGAUGUUGGCUGAAGCAGAAGAAGACGUCGAGUCAAGCAAGAAAACGGUUCAAGAGAUUGUGGAGCUCGAAAGGCAACAGGAAGAGGAAGAGCGGAAGGAGAGAGAGCAGUCAAAAGCGAAAGCAACAGAGCACAACGACCGCGAUUCAGUCUACAGUAUAUCAACCGACGAGGGCUCAGAAAGACGGUCUAUCGACAAGCACAACGCGCAUGAUGAAUCAGAUGGCGACAAACCAAAGAAAUAA